Ilyonectria robusta is the source of this 1402-nucleotide messenger RNA. RefSeq lists its product as uncharacterized. The transcript is spliced from 3 exons. The record is from RefSeq and is a predicted model, not a curated record. NCBI's taxonomy places the organism in Eukaryota, Fungi, Ascomycota, Sordariomycetes, Hypocreales, Nectriaceae. The coding region runs from base 222 to 1298 and encodes 358 amino acids.
GUCCCAGGGCGUUACCACAAAGACGGUUACGCUGCAGGGCCCAGCCCAGUGCACGCCACGGCACCGCGUGGCAAUGGAAUUCGCCGAUCAGCAAGGGUGUCACUCGUAGAUAUUACUGAAGAGAAGUGCGACGCCGCCCACUCGCUGCCCAUCUUUUCUGCUUUUGUCGUUUCUCGUUUGUCGUUUUCUGUCCGUGAUCACAAAUCCAAGGCUCGCCAGCCAUGGAGGAUCCUACUCUUCUCAUCCACUGGCUCUUCAGCUGCCUGACGCUGGUCAUCAUAGCCGUGCGGCUGGUGUGGAGAAAGGUGGCCAAGCAGCCGUUUAACCUUGGCGACUACUUGUCCAUGGCCGCGGGCGUGUGUGCCAUGACUCGGCUUGGCCUCAUCCACGUUGUCCUGUCUUACGGCACCAAUAACCUAUCUGCGGCCGUCCGCAAAACCCACGUCUUCACCGCCACAGAUAUCGCUCACCGGACCAUCGGCAGCAAGCUCUCCAUCACUAACCGCGUCUUCUACAACUCCUAUCUUUGGCUGCAGAAGUUGGUCCUCCUUGAUGUGUACCGCCGCCUACUACUCAACUUGCGGUAUGAGAAGGUCACCAUCUACUCGUUCCUCUUCGUCUUCUUCGGAACCUACGUUGCCUGCCAGGUGACGACGUUUAGCGAAUGCAAACCCUUCCACCUGUAUUGGCAGGUCGUCCCCUCGCCGGGAACAUGCGUCCAAGCUCAACUCCAACUCAUCGUCGUCGGUGUGCUUAACAUCGUUACGGACACGAUGCUCCUCGUCCUCCCGAUCCCCCUGGUCCUCGGCCUGAAGACACCUUGGCAGCGUAAACUGAAGUUGUACGCACUCUUUAUGCUCGGUAUUUUCAUCAUUGCCAUCACUUGCAUCCGUCUCCCGAUCAACGCCCAAAACAAGGACAGCCAGAUCAGCCGGACAACGUGGGCAAGCAUCGAGCUUCUAACGGCCGCCAUCGUGGUCAACGCCCCGACCAUCUACGGCAUGUACAACAAGCGAAACCAAGCAAAGUCGUCGUCGCGAUCGCAGGGAACAGGAGCCUAUGAUGGCCGGGGAACCAACAACGUGUCGAUUGCGCACAGGUCUCGAGCGCAUCAUGAUGAUGAUGAGGCUUACACGAUGGGACGCAUACGCAAACCCAUGGAUGGAAUUAUUCAGACCAAGGAGGUUAUCGUGGCUGAAUUCAGGGACACGGAGCGACGAGGCCCAUAUGCAAACUUGCCAGAUGACGUGGAGAAUGCUUCCAGUCAUGGUAGCCAAAGAGGAAUUCUCAAAGAUUAAAAUAAGUUACUAUAAUAUCCACGUACACGUAGGGAUUUUCUAAGCCACGGAUGGUAUCUUUUAGUACAUAUUUAAUUCUCACCCCUCAGUGUCGCCUUUAUUAA